AUGGAAAACUAAAACAAUCAAGAGGAAGACGAGGUAAGAACAAUAAUAUUGAUAAAAUCAUAUUAGCUUAUCGCUGAAUUCGAUGUCUGCUUAGCUGGUAAUCUUAAAGAUCAUAUCCAUCUCCUUCAAUAUCCAUUGAGGCCAAGCUAUAGAACUUACGGAGAUCAGGGAGAUUUAUUUAAGAUAGAAGUGGGAUUGUCCAAUAUGACUUUGAACCAAGCCUAAUAAUUUGGUAAAGCUCUGGAAAUAUAAGCAAAAGCCAAGGACUAAUUUGAUGAAAACUUCAAGUUGCAUUACAGACUCAAAAAGGAUUCUUAAAACUAUGAUACCAAUGCAGUUGAUCACAGAUCUUAAAAGGUUGAUAUCGAUAGCUAAUAAGUAAAUCCUAACUAUUGUAUUGGAGUAAUGAAAGACAACUAAUUCCUUCUAACUCCAUUAACAUCUUUUCAUCAGCUAAGACCCUCUUUCGAUCAUGUUGACAAAGAAAGACAGUUAAGACUAAUUAAUAGUGCUUAAAUUUAGGCAGAAAAAAGAGCAGCUUAAGCCAAAAUACAAAGAGUAGGAACCGAGCAAUCAGGCAUGCAGUAAAUGAUUAAUGAGAGUAAUAAAGAGUGGAAAGAUUUGAAGUAUUUUAGCAUGAAUAGCUACGAGAGUGAAAUGGAGCUUGAAAAACUCUGCUUAUUCAAAAGUUCAAGGAAAAAUAUUAAUGGAGACCAUGAUAUGAUUAUUGAGAAGUAAGGUGAUGAUCAAUGGUCUCUGAUCUCAAGUCACGAAUUUCAGGAUCUGCUUGCACCUUUUGAUAAGACUGAGGACUUUUCAACUGCAUCUAUUCUUAAAAAUAAGGGAAGCAAUUUAACGAUUGAGGUACUAGCACAGCUGAGCCCAAUUAAAAUGCUGGAAUUGAUAAUGAAAAAGGCAGGCAUAAUAGACUUGGAAAGAUUAGUAAGAAUAAUGCUUGCUGCUUGUAAACUUGCCAAUAUUGAUAUGCUCCCUUAGGAUCAAUUGAUAGACUUGCUUAGCGAUCACAUGUACGACUUUACUGUCGACAAAAGAAAAGUAGCUCUAAGAGAAUACCUCAUUAAUCAAAUCUAUCGUAAUGGGCAAAUUACUCUGGACUAGAUAAAAAAGGAGACAAAGACUCAAUUUGGUGAAUUAAAAUUGCACAUAUAGGAAGUUACAAAUUCACUAAAUGAAAUCUUGACUUUCAAGAAUUAUGGCAAUUCUAAAUUGCAUGAAUAUUUGAAACCGAAGCACAACAAGCAAAUAAAGGAAUCUUGGGACAAACUUGAACACGAAUGUAAGAAGUACUAAGAGCUUAAGUUCUACAGAGACUAGGCAGAUUAGAAACUCCCAGAGCAGCUGAUCUCGACUAAGCAAGAAUAAUAAAUGAAGAAGCAAAUGUUCUAGCUGAUAGAAUGUCUGGUCAAACAUUUUACAGAGAAUAAGGUCAGCAACUACCCCAAGCUAAUUACCUCAAUAAAGGAUAGCAAGAUCACAGUGCAAGAUUAGGAUCAGUUUAAUAAUAUAUUGGUAGAGUACACAGUAUCAAUGGGGGAUAGAAUAUUCCUUAGAAAGCUUGAAAAUGAGUAGGAGCAGCAGGUGAGAGACAUUAUUAUUUAGCUCUUCUCUCUUAAGCAAUAAUACAAGAAGCCUGACUUCAAAAAGCAAGUCAAUGAGAGACUGCAGCAGACUGACUUGACAGACAAGGAAUUGUAAAAAUUAAUAGGAUAUUAUACCACUACUCAAGGGAAUAUGAUCACAAUGAUUUAGCCAUGA
Molecule: messenger RNA, 1776 nt
Organism: Stylonychia lemnae
Lineage: Eukaryota; Ciliophora; Spirotrichea; Sporadotrichida; Oxytrichidae
Source: the annotation of a GenBank genome assembly